Molecule: messenger RNA, 506 nt
Organism: Lasiosphaeria miniovina
Lineage: Eukaryota; Fungi; Ascomycota; Sordariomycetes; Sordariales; Lasiosphaeriaceae
Exons: 2
Source: RefSeq, a predicted model, not a curated record
CAAACUUGUUGUUGUACAUGUACAAACAUGGCGAUGUACAUGUACAAACAUGGCGAUGUUGGGAUGUCAGUCGCCUCAUCUCGGGCCCCAGUGACGGCCAUCUCGGAUCCCCAGUGACGGCCAUCUCGAAUAGGCCAGCCCGUCCUCGGUUCUGCCCCUUCUCUCCUCCCAACCCAUCCGUCACAUGUCCGUCUAGCACUACGAGCCAGCAUCAUCCGAGUCGCGCAGGCACACCGCCUCCUAGUACAACGUAGCCCCGUGAAUAGAUAGAUGCGCUGCGGGGUCCCUGGAGCCGGGCACGAGGCGCAUCAAGACUGCGUUGGCCCUCCUUUCCCCUCGAUCCAAUCUUCCGCUUUUAGAGCGGCAGUCUAGAGUUAUCCCUCUUCGUGCUCUCUAUAUACCGAACACUGGCAGCGUCACCGCCUACAUCCCUGCCGCCACCCAACCAACAACCUCCCCUGCCGCCACCCAACCAACAACCUCCCCUGCCGCCACCCAACCAACAA